AUGUUUUGGGAUUCGAUCCACGCCGUCUUCAACAUCCAGGGCACCGAGCUCGCGCCCACUAUCGAAGAAUACAGGACCCUCAUCAGUCGGACCGCUGUCGCCCUCGCUGAUCGUAUAGACGCAGCUUUAGCUAGCGUUGUCCUCCAAGUGGUCGGAGGCCGCGAGUAUGAGGUAACCAUAACUGGCAUCGCACCGUUAUCCUACUCGUCAGCAAUUGAGGAUGGCGCAAAACAACCACCCGCUAGUUUCGAGGAAAACACUCCACCGACGCCGGUUUAUUAUCAACCGCCCAUGACUCAAGCACUGCCACCACCAACCCUUGCAGACGCACCCUCGGCACACUUAGGAGAAAUUCCACCACCAAUCCCAACGCCGGAGGCCCAAGCGCCGUCCGCCUCUACUGAUGGUUCGGCCCGCAUUGUCGCACUGGAAGGCGACAUUACUACACUGAAAGGCACGGUCAACCAGAUGGCCGCCGACAUGGCCGAGCUCAUGGCCUUGCUUAGAGCUCUAACCCGCACCUCCUCGAACUCUACUCCGCCUCCGGGGUACGGGCCAACGGUCGAUCCAAACCCCUGGGUCCCGCCGACCCAUGCUCCGAAAGGUAUUGAAGCGCCCGCAAUGUACGCACCGACGGGCCACUCGGCCAACAUCCCUCCCCCAUCAACGACCUUCUCGACGGCCAUUCCUCCUCCACUGUCGGACCCAACCACGUUUGCACUGCCGCCGAUGUCCAUACCAGCUCCGGCUCCUAUCUAUGCAGCUCCUCCGCCGAUGGUCUUUCCGGUACCAAACCCUCACGCUCCUGCUCACAUGUCUGAGCCUUUCCCAUUCCAAGCUCCGGACAUCCCGGAGAGGGAGACCAAGCAAGAGUAA
This is a messenger RNA of Punica granatum (pomegranate), 876 nucleotides long. NCBI's taxonomy places the organism in Eukaryota, Viridiplantae, Streptophyta, Magnoliopsida, Myrtales, Lythraceae. The record is from RefSeq and is a predicted model, not a curated record.